This is a messenger RNA of Cryptomeria japonica (Japanese cedar), 3353 nucleotides long. Its product is annotated as glycerophosphodiester phosphodiesterase GDPDL6. The record is from RefSeq and is a predicted model, not a curated record. The transcript has 9 exons. Bases 763 to 3057 code for a protein of 764 amino acids. Gene Ontology annotation, biological process: lipid metabolic process. Lineage: Eukaryota; Viridiplantae; Streptophyta; Pinopsida; Cupressales; Cupressaceae. Gene Ontology annotation, molecular function: glycerophosphodiester phosphodiesterase activity.
GCUGUAGCUUUCGUCACCAUUCAAAUUGCCCCUAAAUCAUAUAAUAAAAAUGUGAACAUGAGAAAACAAAGGUCGCUACGUCCCACUUUUGGAGACCAGUGAUGGAAGAAUUCAAGAAAAAAAUGGUGAUGAAAACGAUAUACGGUUCAAAACGCGGGACGCACAAUGCCUAUGAGAAAUCAUCGCUCUAUGCGCGUUGACAUUGUCCUAAACGAUGUAAAAUAUGAUCUGGGCACAACAUUUCAAAUUCCAGGUGCUUGAAAAUUCCGGUUGGGUUCAUUAAAAACGAAAAAUCCAGAUGCUUAACAACUGGAAAAGUCCAGAAGAGCGGGACCCACUCCUACGUAUCUCCUCCACAUGGUACAUGCAAAGCACAGGUGAUUUCAGACACAGGACAGGCCCAAUGAAUUUCUCUUGCAUUUGGGUAUAUUAAAAGAGAUGAGGCUUCACUGCAGGCCGGUAAAGACGGCCGGCCAGGCUGGCCACGCGUCUCAACGGGACCCGCCAUUGUUUGCUGACGUGACCCUUGAUCAGGCAUGGAGGGUCUUCACAAGAACGUCCCUAAUUCUGUCGACGUGGAUACUCCUCGAUCUUCCCGCACCAGUUGACCUUAAAGGCUAGGAAUGCUCGAGGCUCUAUAUAUCGGAACCCCUCAUUCUCUGAUACUUGGGAUUCUUCCUACUGUACAUUUAUCCAGAGUCUAUAUACACAGAUAUAUAAAGUUAUAGGUACAUCUUGCCAUUCUGUGCUGUUUUGCAGUGUAUGCCAUCAGGGAAGAUGGCGGUAAAGGGUCGGCUUCUGCAAUUUGUUUUUGUUCAUGUAUCUGUAGUUCUUUGCCUUUGGUCAAUGCAGGGGACUUAUGCUCAGGGGAACAGUUCUUGGCAAACUCUUAGCGGCAAAGCACCACUGGUCAUAGCUCAUGGUGGACUAUCUGGACUUUUUCCUGACCAAACUCUUCCUGCAUAUCAAAUUGCAAUUAGUACCAGCUUAUCCAAUGCUGUAAUGUUCUGUGAUUUGCAAUUAACAAAAGAUGCACAAGGCAUAUGCCGAACAGAUAUAAAUUUGGAAAAUACAACAACUAUAAGUUCCUUUUUCCCAAAUCAGAGUAGUACAUAUCUUGUCAAUGGCCAAAAAAUCACUGGAUAUUUUGCUAUUGACCACACAGCAGAUGUGCUCCUAAACAAUAUUACAGCAAUCCAGGCAAUCUCAUCACGUCCUACCGUCUUCGAUGGAUCUUUUCUACUGCUUCCACCAGAUGCCAUGGCUGCAAUUAAUGUUUCUUCAAUUUGGUUGAAUGUACAGUAUUCAAAAUUUUAUGAUGAGCACAAUCUGAGCAUGCCAUCAUAUGUGCGGAGUUUAUCAAGAAAUAUGAUAUUGGAUUACGUAUCUUCAACUGAGGUUGGGUUUUUGAGAGCCGUAGCAGCAAAUUUUAGAAGAAGCAAAACGAAGUUGAUACUCAGAUUCCUGGAUAAAGAAGAUACUGACCCUUCAAUAAAUCAAACCUAUGGUUCCAUCUUAACAAAUUUAACAUUUGUGAAGACAUUCGCUGCUGGAAUCCUCGUUCCAAAGAGCUUUAUUUGGCCACUUGGUACAGAUGGAUAUUUACAAGCUCCUACAAGUCUUGUUAAAGAUGCACACACUUCUGGGCUGGAAAUUUUUGCAGCUGACUUUGGUAGUGAUGAAUAUGGCCUGAGCCACAAUUAUAGCUAUGAUCCAGUAAAAGAGUAUCUACAGUUUGUGGACAACAAGAAUUUCGCUGUUGAUGGCAUUCUAACCGACUUCCCUGUAACGGCAUCAGAGGCGAUAGCUUGCUAUGCUCACAAUAAUGUCAGUAGACCCUCAAGAACAGCAGGAAACCCAUUAAUCAUUUCCCACAAUGGAGCAAGUGGCGAUUAUGUAGGUUCAACUGAUAUUGCCUAUCAGGCUGCCAUAAGAGAUGGAGCUGACUACAUUGACUGCUCUGUCCAAAUAACAAAAGAUGGCGUUCCUUUCUGCAGGGAGUCACCAGACCUUAUGGUUGGGACAGCUGUUUUAUCAAAUUCAGCAUAUUAUCCAUCUCUUCUCAAAAGCAUACCAGACAUCCAGAGCGAUAAAGGCAUCUUUACAUUUGAUAUCACAUGGGGCGAUAUUCAAGGCUUGCAAAAAAACAUUUACAGCCCAUUUGAGGAGAAUUAUCAGCUUGUAAGAAAUCCUGCAGAGGCUAGCAUGGGGAGUUACAUGAACUUGACUGCUUUUCUCCAAUUUGCGAAGGAAGCCAACAUUAGUGUCCUUAUCAACAUAGAGAAUGCACGAGCUAUAAUAUCAAGUAGUAACCUUGACAUCACAAAUGCCACUCUGUCUGCGUUAAAGAUUUCUGGCUAUGAUAAUAAAACUGAUAGGAUUAUGAUACAGUCUGAUGACAGUGCAGUGCUCCUUCAAUUCAAGCAAAAAACAAAAUUUAAGCUUAUUUAUAAAGUUGAUGAAAGCAAUGUCAUUAUCUCUGAUUCAUCCAUCAAGGAGAUCAAAACACUUGCUGACUCUGUGACAAUAUUCAGGGGUGUCAUAUUUCCCUCUGCUAGUAGUUUCUUUCUGUCAAAUGCCACGGAUGUUGUCAGACGAAUGCACAGUCAAAACCUAUCAGUUUUUGUGCAUUUUCUGAGAAAUGAAUUCCCUGCUUUAGCCUUCGAUUAUUUUGAAGAUCCAACAAUGGAAAUCAGCUCCUUUGUGGAAGUUGCCAAAGUAGAUGGGCUUAUCACUGACUUCCCAGCAACUGCAUCAGCAUAUUUGAAAAAUGCUUGUCGUCAAAGUCGGACAACAAUUGACUAUGCCAUGCAAAUUGUUGAUCCUGGAUCUCUUCUAACUCUUGCUCCAGCUCCAGCUCAAGCACCAGCUCCGGCUCUUGGAGAAGUGAUGGAACCUCCAUUGCCAUCACUGAAAGUUAGUCCUGCCUCUGAGCCAUCUACGGAACCACUGUCCCCCACUUCACCGACCAAAUCUGGCAGUGUUUCUCUUACCAGGCACUCUAUGUUUGUAUCUCUUCUAAUAGGCCUCUUCAUAUUAUUCUUUGCUUCUUAUUAAGAAGGAUAUUGUACCAUUUUUUUGAGGAAGAUUCUUCUGCACCAUUUUUGUAUAUCACGAUUUUAUAAGUGCCAGAUAUUAUUUUGGCCAAGUAGCAUCCUAUGCUAUCAGUUUUCUUUUUUUAUUAAUUCAUUUGUGAUGUUUAUCUUUCCUUAUAUAAUUCACAGAAAGAGAAUCAUACCAUACGGAAGAUUUUAAGUGGAAGAACCCUCUUCCAAUUGUUUUUCCAGUUUGACAGAAUUGCGUGGUGUUAAAUUAAAUUUCAGAAAUUAAAUCUGAUGUAAUUUCUUUCUUCA